AUGGCGUUAACACAGUCACUCGUCGACGAUAUAAGCAGACUAUAUGGACACUGGGAGGAUUCUGAUGUCGAGUUGGUCAUAGGAGAAGAACCUGAAAAAGAAACCUUUCACGCUCAUUCGAUAAUCUUACGCGCGCGCUCACCUUACUUCCGCGCUGCAUUCUCUUCUACAUGGGAAAUAAAAGACAAUGGCAAGCAUGUAUUUAGUAAGCCGAAUAUCAAACCAAACACGUUUCGUGAGAUACUCAAAUAUAUCUAUACUGCGGAGGUAACAUUAGACCCAAACGACAACUCGGAAGUACUAGACUUGUUUAUCGCUGCCGACGAAUUGGCUCUGAGCGUCCUCUUUAACAAUAUACAAGAUUAUAUAAUGACAAAUCGCGACGAAUGGGUACAGGAAAAUCUUGCCAAACUGUUGAGGACAACUUCCCGUCUCGACUCAUCCUCACAGAAACUAUUCGAGCAUUGCCAACGAGUCAUAUCUCGUUCACCCGAACUCAUCUUUCAAACAGACGACUUUUGUACUCUCGAACCAGAAGUGUUGUUGUCCUUGAUUAAGAGAAACGAUUUGGCUAUGAAUGAAAUCAAUAUCUGGGAACAUGUCAUCAAGUGGGGAAGGUCUCAGCCUCCGGCCCUAGAUCCAGACGUAACCAAAUGGUCCUCAGAAGACUUUAAGACACUCGAAGAAAGAAUACGUGAUUUUAUUCCUCACAUCCGAUUCUUUGAAAUUUCUGGUGCCGACUAUCACUACAAAGUACGACCCUACAAAAAGAUCUUGCCACGAGAUCUCAAAGACGACAUCAAGCUACAUCACUUUGCCGGUCAACCACCGCUCAAGACGCCAUUGCUACCAAGUCGAGUACCAGCUAAAACAGUUGACUCUAUUCUCAUCGACAGCAAUCAAAUAGCCCUGAUUGCCAGCUGGGUGGAUCGUAAGGAUACAAAAGAUUUUCAGUAUGCAUUUCGCACUAUCCCAUAUCAUUUUGAUCUUCUUCUUCGUGGAUCCCGUGAUGGAAUGCAGAUUCAAAAUUUCAGAGAAAAGUGCAACGAAAAGAGCAACCUUGUCGUUGUUAUCAAAACUAGCAACGGUCAACUGAUCGGCGGAUACAAUCCUUUGCACUGGAGUUCGUCUAAUGCCUAUCACGAGACAAACAGCAGUUUUAUAUUCUCACUCGGUGACGGGGCAGGAUCUGGAAAAGUAAUACUGAGCAGAGUCGCAGAUCAUACAUGCGCUAUUUGUGAUCCGUCGUCUAAAUUUCUCAAUGUUGGGUUUGGUUGCGGUGAUUUAUUGAUAUUUCAAGGAAAGUGUCGCAGGAAUUCAUAUGCUAGGGAGAUUAUAAAGGACAGUGAGUGUUUUACACUUGAGGACUAUGAGGUUUUUCAAGUCAAAAAAGAUAGGAGAGAAAAUUGUUUAGGUGUUUGA
Molecule: messenger RNA, 1422 nt
Organism: Paraglomus brasilianum
Lineage: Eukaryota; Fungi; Glomeromycota; Glomeromycetes; Paraglomerales; Paraglomeraceae
Source: the annotation of a GenBank genome assembly